CGUCAUAAUGUGUUCCAGCGAAUUGUGAUUCAUGCUCUCAGGUAUUAAGAUACAGUAUGACUUGUAGAUGUGGAAUUGAGCAACAGCAGUAAAUCGCGUCAGAUGCAGUUUCCUGACCACAUCACACUGAACGCGCGAGCACUGUUGAGCGAUCUUGCGUGACGUCGCGUCGUUCGCGGUAUAUUGUUAUAGUCCAUCCACUGAACGAUGAUGGGGUUUUUAUUUCUGGAAUACUUGCGAUCAAAACAAGGAAUUCUGAAGCUCGCUCAGCUCGUGAUUCUUCUUUUAGCGUUCGCUUGCGUUCGUUCCACGUGGUACAACAGUCUCUACGCUUACGGUUUCUUUGAAGGGGUCACGCUCGGUUACUGCAUCACGGUCUCUGUUUUUCUAAUCCUGACUGUAUUUGGGGUUCCGAAAAGGACAUCGUUUGUAAACUGGAAGAUAGCCGAGUUUGUGCUUGAUACACUGGGAUUCAUCUUCAUCUCCACUGGUUCCAUUGUAGCUGCUGUGAAGACUUAUGACACCCCCAUUCUGGUUGCCGCCUCAGUGUUUGGUCUUCUGGCUUCAUAUCUCUCAGUUGUAAGUGUGUUGCUUUCAUUUGUUGCCGCUCGCAGCUCAAAACCUGAGGGUAAGUUAGGAUCCGAGCGAUUUCAGUGUGUUUUUCAGCAUAUUUAGAUAAACUGAACAUAGCUGGAUCUGUAAUACAUGUUCGGAGUAUCUGAAAUAAUGUUUUUCUGUUCCAGAUCCAACAAUAUAAAAAUAUUGUCUUCUGUCCUCAACAACAGGAGAGCAUGGAUGGGGAAUUGAUUAGGGCAUGGUUGUUUUAGUACAUUUACACGGAUUAGAAUAUCACUCAUUACAUGCAUCGCUUAUUGCAGUCAGAUGGUUUUAAUACUAUAAUUAUUAUAUAAUAUUUAAUUUUAUAAUACCCUGUUAAUAAUUUACUGGUGCAUACAUUUUAAUAAAUUGUCUCAACUUUGCUUUACGUUUUUACAAACUGUAUUAUUACAAAAAAUAUUUCCCUGAGCAAUCUUGUAAUGUUAGUUGGUUUUGUGGCCAAACGUGUUCAUCUAAUGCUUUAACAAAGAAAAAUGAAUGUUGGUACAGAUUUGUCAAAUGUUGAACUGUCUGGAACUUCUGUUUUGCGGAGACCACAGACUUCCUGUGUCAUAAAACUCUCCACCCACACAAAACAACGUCAGAGACAGCAGCCAUUCCCAAUAAAUACAACUUUAAUAGAAUGAUUACAGACCUGAUCCAGAGAAACAUCACUACAUCUUGUGAAAUUACAGGACCAUAUUAGCGUAUGUUUAUUUCCUCCUCCCUCUCGUAAGAAGUUUCGGUUGAUGACUGUACAUGCAGGUGAGGGUGAUCUGAGAUCUCACCUGCCCUGCCACCUCUGCCUCUCCCCCCUCCCUUCCCAUCCUGGUACUAAUUUCUAGCCGUUAAAGUCUCUAAACAGACAAAUCUCCUGCUGAAUUUACUCAUUUUGCUCAAACUCCCGCGCACACACUCACACACACACACACACACACACACA
Carassius auratus (goldfish) is the source of this 1540-nucleotide messenger RNA. Its product is annotated as CKLF-like MARVEL transmembrane domain-containing protein 7. NCBI's taxonomy places the organism in Eukaryota, Metazoa, Chordata, Actinopteri, Cypriniformes, Cyprinidae. Bases 208 to 675 code for a protein of 155 amino acids. Gene Ontology annotation, cellular component: membrane. The transcript has 4 exons. The record is from RefSeq and is a predicted model, not a curated record.